GUGGCUCAACUGUGGCUGAAAAUCGUCGGCCCGGAACAUCUUUCUCGCAGCAGCGGGCCUGUUGUACUAUGGGAACUUUGCGACAACUCCAAGCCCAGUCGCCGCUACCCCAUCGUCCGCAACCGCCCCACGCGAUCUACGCGCAAGCCAGUAACAGCAGGUAGUCGCGAUUGAGAUCUUGCUCCCGGCGCCUAGAAAGAACCCCUUGUUCCUGCCCUGGCGAUCGGUUUACCUAUCUUUUGCGACUUGUAAACAGGACUACCGAUACCAUCCCUCGAACCCGUAACGAACAUCAUCACAACGCGCCAUGGCCAACUCUAACGGUGAAGGCGCUCCUGCAGGACCGCCAGAGCUCGACGUCAAGCCACCAGAGAACCUGGUUAUCCCCCCACCCAACGUGCGCGAAACGAUCGCAAAGACGGCUGAUUUCGUCGCUCGCCGAGGCGAAUCACAUUUCAAUGGACUGAAGCAGCGCGUCACGUCUGAUCCUUCAGCUGCGAACAACCGUAACUUUGUAUUCGUUUUGGAGGAGGACCCCUACAAUGCCUACUUCCUGUGGUAUCUUCAGCAACUCAAGGAGGGCCAUGGGCGAUCAGCUGGAAGUGCUAAGCAAGUGGUUGACAACAAACCCAAGGGUCCUCCAGAACCGCCCAAGUUCCGCUUUUCCGCGCGUAUGCCCAACAUCAGCGCAAAGGAUUUGGAGGUGUUGAAGCUCACUGCUCUGUACACGGCGCGCGUGGGUGAGAACUGGUUGAAGGACUUGCGCAACCGUGAGUCUGGCAACUUUCAGUUUGAUUUUCUCCGACCAAAUCACAGCUUCUUCCAGUUCUUCCGAUCGCUCGUUGAACAGUACAAGAUCCUGCUUGAGGAAGAAGCCACAGUCGAGGCACGCAUCGAGGAGUUGCAGCAAAACAUCAAGAACCGAUUCCAUGUGUUAGAUCGCGCCAAGGGACGCGCCGAGUACGUCAAAUAUGUGACUGCACAGAAAGAGAAAGAGGAGAAGAAGGUGGAGGCCGAGAAGCAAGAGUAUGCGACGGUCGACUGGCACGACUUUACAGUCAUCGCGACUGUGCUCUUUGAUGAAGCUGACGAUGCAGCGGAUCUGCCUCCUCCCGCACAGCUGAAUGAUCUGCAGUCGCAGUCGCUCGAACAGAAGGCUGCGGUCUCACUAUCAACAAGGCGUCUCGAAGAAGCCAUGCCCGACGAGAUGACUUACUACAACGUCUCACAGCAGCAGGUCCUACCGCCUCAGAUGCCGCCAAACUACGCCCCUGCCGCACCACCUGUGCAGCCACCCUAUGGCGUACCGUCCUACGCGCCUCCCCCUAUGCCCGACUAUCGGACGCCGGCACAGAUAUCACGCGAGGAAGAGCAAGCUCGGCAGGCAAGGGAGCGUCAAGCGGAGAACGAGCAGCGCGCACGCGCUCAGGCUGCUGCCAGAGGAGCGCCUGGUCGCAUUGUCACAGACUACGUUCCCCGCGCUGCCGCAAAGAAGGCAAACGUUCCGAUGGCCGUAUGCCCUAACUGCAAGCAGCAAAUCCCCUCAAACGAGAUGGACGAGCACAUUCGCAUCGAAUUGCUUGAUCCACGCUGGAAGGAACAGCGCGACAAGGCGGAAGCCCGGUACUCUACCACGAUUAACACCGCCGACGUUGCAAACAACCUUAAACGUUUCGCUAGUCAGCGCGAAGAUAUCUACGAUGGUGCUACAGGAUUACCCAUAUCUGCAGAGGAAGAAGCUCGGAGGAAGAAAGCUGCACUGUCGUACGACGGCCAGCCUGAUCCUGCCAAGGACGCUGCCCGUAUUUCGCAAAUGCAAAGCAUGAAUGUCCAGGAGCAGCUUCGCAGGAUUCAAGAGAAGCAUCGCCAAUAGGGCGUAGAUACGAGUAAGUCUUGAUUUUUCUUCCACGUGAUUCGUUGUUCAGGACAUCAAUUGCUCUACUUGCAUUGGGUGGCGUUUUUGGCGAUGUCACUUGUGUAUACCACCGACCAGACGCCAAAAGAGCUUCAUAGGUUCGAUAGUUCCGAGUCAUUAGCUCGGUUGUAAAACAACAGCUGCAAAAGCUUAAUGAAAAGUGU
Alternaria alternata is the source of this 2079-nucleotide messenger RNA. RefSeq lists its product as hypothetical. Gene Ontology annotation, cellular component: U2 snRNP; catalytic step 2 spliceosome; U2-type prespliceosome. Gene Ontology annotation, molecular function: RNA binding. NCBI's taxonomy places the organism in Eukaryota, Fungi, Ascomycota, Dothideomycetes, Pleosporales, Pleosporaceae. Bases 308 to 1873 code for a protein of 521 amino acids. The transcript has 2 exons. Gene Ontology annotation, biological process: mRNA cis splicing, via spliceosome; regulation of alternative mRNA splicing, via spliceosome. The record is from RefSeq and is a predicted model, not a curated record.